CAGUUCCUUAGAUUUAAAACGCUUGAAAGAAUGGCGGACGUACCUCCGUUUUGUGUUGCUCGCUUGCAAAAAGUAACGAGGCAAAGGCUGGACAAGUUUAACGAUCUGAGAGGUCAAAGAGUAAAACCUGGAGAAUUCUGGGAUGUAAUUGUUAUUACAGCCGCUGAUGACCGUCAGAAGGAAGCAUAUGAACUGCAGAUAGCAGAAAAAAUACAAAGGAAGGAGCUCCCCCUUGGUGUUAAAUAUCACGUAUUUGCUGAUCCACCAGGAUACAAAAUAGGCAAUGGUGGAUCCACAUUGUGGAGCCUACAUCACCUCAAAGAGACGUACCAUGACCAAAUGAAUGAACAUAAAGUUCUCCUAAUACAUGCAGGUGGAUACAGUCAGAGAUUGCCAAGUGCAAGUGCAAUGGGGAAAAUCUUCACAGCUUUGCCUCUCGGAAGUACUGUGUACCAGAUGUUAGAUCUUAAGCUGGCCUUAUACGUUGAUUUUCCAUUUCACAUGAAGCCUGGAUUUCUGGUAACGUGUGCAGAUGAUAUUGAAUUGUACAGUAUUAGUGAAGGCGAGUCCCUGAUUUUUGAUAGACCUGGCUUUACUGCUUUGGCUCAUCCUUCUUCUCUGUUGGUUGGGACCACUCAUGGCGUUUUUGUUUUUGAUGAAUCUCAAGAAACGGGUUGUAAAGAGCUGGAAUAUAGAAAGGCUCGUUGUUUUCUGCAUAAACCAGCCAUUGAGAAAAUGUACUCAAGUGGUGCCGUGUGCACAAAGCGCAGUAAUGCGUCAGGGUUAUUUCAAGACCUCGAUUUUUCAGGAUCUAAAAUUUCUGAGUUUGUGUAUACUGAUAGCACUUACUACUUUGAUCACGGGACAGCAACGCAGCUACUGGUGCUUUUUAAAGAAAUCUCUCCCCUCGAUUGUGAAAUAGACGCCUAUGGUGAUUUCCUUCAAGCACUGGGACCUGGAGCAACACCAGACUAUUUUACAUAUAUGAAGAAUGUCACAAAGGAGGCGGCAAAGCUGGUGGAUGUGAGAAAGAAGCUAUUUGUUUUACUCAAAGGGACCCCUCUCACAGUAAUUCUACUGAACAACUCCAAGUUCUGUCAUAUUGGUACUACCCAGGAGUACUUGUAUCACUUAACAAGAGACCAGAAACUAAGGGCAGAGCUUGGCUUCCUUUCUGAAGCUUUUAGUAUCUGUGCAGCACAGCCACCUUCCAGUUCCGCAGCUUGUAUAAUUCACAGCCUUGUGGCUCCUAGCUGUAGAGUAGCGCCGGGUUCAGUGAUUGAAUACUCCUGGUGUGAAGCAGGUGUUGCCAUAAAUGAGAACUGCAUUAUAAGUGGGUGUUGGCUAACCAGUGGUCUGCAGGUACCACCCAACACUUUUAUGCAUUCGUUAUGUGUGAGAAUAAAUGGAGACCUGCAGUUUGUAACGGUAGUGUUUGGAUCAGGAGACGAUCUCAAGAAAAGCGUCGGCUCACCAUUAGAAACUGAAAACCUGAAGUUUUUUGGAACAAGUUUGAAGAGGUGCGCUGAACUCUGGGGCAUUUCAGUCUCCAGUUUGGACUUCUCAGGCGAUCAAUCCGAUCUUAGUUUGUGGAAUUUACGCAUUUUUCCUUUGUGUUCUGACUUAAUAAGCUCGGUGACGUUAUCCCUGAAAAUGCUCGAGCAUUUGAGUGGCAAAUCCAGUGGCCACUUUGUAAAGGGAGUGCAAAUGGUGUCGAUGCAGGAAGCUCUUAGCUACAAAGACAUAACAGAAAUGUUAAAAUUUAGACAACACCUUUACCAAGAAAUUGAUUCUAAUAAACCAAAAGAAACAGUUGGCCUUAAAACAAAGGAAUUCUAGUGAAUGUUAUCAUCACUACACGUGUGGCGUAUCUGUUGGGAGUCGGUUCUUUCAUUCAUAUAAAGUGCUGUUUUUCUUGAACUGAUUAUUUACACUGGAUUUUUCUUUGAAAGCUGAAAUGUAAAAUGAAUGUUAUCAGAAGUAUUUUAAUAAAUAUUAUAAUAGUUAAUAUUUUAUACAAUA
Polypterus senegalus (gray bichir) is the source of this 2022-nucleotide messenger RNA. Its product is annotated as fucose-1-phosphate guanylyltransferase-like. Bases 31 to 1839 code for a protein of 602 amino acids. The transcript is spliced from 4 exons. The record is from RefSeq and is a predicted model, not a curated record. Lineage: Eukaryota; Metazoa; Chordata; Cladistia; Polypteriformes; Polypteridae. Gene Ontology annotation, molecular function: transferase activity, transferring phosphorus-containing groups.